CAUGUGGAUGUUGCAAACUGUCAACAUUCUCUUGACAUCAUCUCGAGGAAGGCCCGUUGCUUCAAAACUCUACCACCUUUUUGGGAAACUAUACAUCCAACAGCAAUCGAGAUGAAGGUUGUCGGAUCUACCUGUGCCCUGAAGAGCAAGGUCGGCGGCGAGGACGUGGUGCGCUGCCUCUCCGACCAGAGCCUGACCAUCACCAAAUGCAAGAUCCCGCUGCUGGACGAGCAGAUGAGCGUCUUCCUGCAGGACAUGAACAGCUGCUACAGCAAGCUCAAGGAGCUCGUGCCCACUCUGCCCACCAACAAGAAGGCCAGCAAAGUGGAGAUCUUGCAGCACGUGAUCGACUACAUCUGGGACCUGCAGGUAGAGCUGGACGAGCCGGAGAAGAGCCGCCAGCACGCGAGCGGCGGCGUCGGCCGCUCACCGCUGACCACUUUGAACGCGGAGCUCGCCAGCAUAUCAGUGGAGAAUGGCUGCUCGGACGACAGAAUCAUGUGCCGCUAGGAGCGCGUGGAGCAUCGCACCGGCGGGCGCCGCGUAGAACGAACAAGGCUACUUGAUGUGACGCAUCUGUGAAAAACCUUGAACUGUGUAGGGACGUUUCAAACUCCCAGAGCUAGAAAAAUACCGUUGCGUGGACAUCCUCCGGCGGGGAGGAUCUCUGUCACUCACGGCUCUCGAUUCAUCAGAGGGCUCUGAGAGAUGAAGACCGGCGGUGUCCGGGACAUAGACUGGGUUAGCCGGCGGACCAGGACCAGAUCAGUGCAACCAGCGCCGCUUGUUGCUUGUAGAGUUUAUAAAGAAAGCUAAUGAUUCUGUUACGCUCUUUAUUUACGUAUUGUAUGUAAUCAUGUAGAGAAUUCAACAUUUUGUUAAAGAAAAAAAUGAAAUUUCUCAGAUUCCUGAGCGACAAACUGUAUUGUAUAUUACAAUGCCACAUUAUGUGAAGAUAUUGUUUUCUUACAAUGUACUUUAUGGGUGUUUUUAUUAAAACAAGACAAUUAUUUUUAAACAUGAA
Molecule: messenger RNA, 1024 nt
Organism: Betta splendens (Siamese fighting fish)
Lineage: Eukaryota; Metazoa; Chordata; Actinopteri; Anabantiformes; Osphronemidae
Gene: id1
Product: inhibitor of DNA binding 1, HLH protein
Exons: 2
Coding region: 112-510 (132 amino acids)
Biological process (GO): negative regulation of transcription by RNA polymerase II; cell differentiation; circadian regulation of gene expression
Cellular component (GO): cytoplasm; nucleus
Molecular function (GO): transcription regulator activity; protein dimerization activity
Source: RefSeq, a predicted model, not a curated record